AUGGGCAACACCUGCUGUCUGGGGCGAGAGAAGCCGCCGGCGCCACCAGCGGCGCGAGCAGAGAGCGAGGCAAGAAAGGGCUUUGCAGCUGUGCGGUGGGCCGUGGUGCUGCUGCGGCGGCGUGCGCAGCAGUCGCAGAAGCCUUGGCAGCUGGCAGCAAAGGAUGAGGCUUGUGGCCACCAGGCGAAGACUGCUCAAGACGGGCUGGACUCCAAAGUGGACGCUUCUGCCGUGUGCCACGGCAAGACCGGGCAGCGUGACAGGGCAGUGGGUCCUGUGGCCCGGGGCCCAGAGGAAGCUGUGAAGGAGGAGAUUACACAAGAAGCCCUCGACAAGGCCUUCGACACGAAGGUCAGGCUGGCGGAGACGAGCGAGAGUGGGCUGCCUGCGGCAUCAUCGAAUGGUCCGAACCAGGACAACUUCUGUUUGUCCGUUUUCAAGAACGGCUACACCUUUGCGUGUGUCCUCGAUGGCCACGGCAAGAAGGGCCACCUAGCGGCGACGAGAGCUGCACAACUCAUCCCCUUCCUGCUUCUGGAGCAGGGAAUUGGCGACGAACGCGUGGCAGAGGCCGCGAUUGAGAAGGCGGUGGCGGCCCUGUGGAAGGGCAGUAGUGUCUGGGUAGCCAACGCUGGUGACAGCCGCUGCGUCCUCUUGGAGGACAAUCAGGUGGUCUUUGCUACCUCGGACCACAAGCCAAGCUGGGCCGAGGAAAAGGCUCGCGUGGAGGGCAGCGGGGGCGAGGUGCGCGUGGAGGAGCAGGUGCCGCGCGUGUAUGCAGCCGGCCAGCGCGGGCCGGGACUGGGCGUGACGCGGGCGCUGGGCGACGUGCACUAUCUUCGCCUCGAUACGAGCAAACAGGCCACCCACAACGCGUGUCGGGGUGCGAAAGCCGUGUUGGCGAGCGACGGCAGCAUCUGGGAGGUGGUGGGGCAAAAGGACUUGCCCUCUCUGGUGCUGGACGGCGCUGAAGGCUCCGGGCAGUUGGAUGCAGGGUGUCUAGUGGCAUGUCGUUCGCAGACAGAAACUCUCGUUCAGGGCCUAGCGCGAUGGGCAACACCUGCUGUCUGGGGCGAGAGAAGCCGCCGGCGCCACCAGCGGCGCGAGCAGAGAGCGAGGCAAGAAAUGGCUUUGCAGCUGUGCGGUGGGCGGGCCCAUGCGCCGCAGCCGCUCCAGGCCGUGGUGCUGCUGCGGCGGCGUGCGCAGCAGUCGCAGAAGCCUUGGCAGACUCUUCUUGUUCUGGCUUGCGGCUGGGAGCAAGCUAGGGCUUGCAAACUCUUGCAGUGCCGAGGCUGGCCGCAAAGGAUGAGGCUUGUGGCCACCAGGCGAAGACUGCUCAAGACGGGCCAGUGGAAGCAGUGGCCCGGGACCCAGUUGUGCACAAGGCAUGAGAAACUCGAGCGGCACUUCUUUCUGUCUGAAGGAGAAGCCUCAGCAGAAGCCUUGGCGACUUUUCUUGUCUGCUGCUUCUUGCUGGGCGCGUCUGCCAAAGCAGCGCUGAGGCUGGACUCCAAAGUGGACGCUUCUGCCGUGUGCCACGGCAAGACCGGGCAGCGUGACAGGGCAGUGGGUCCUGUGGCCCGGGGCCCAGAGGCGUGUGCAGCGGCGAGUGGAGGGGUCCGUUAUUUUUGCUUGCGAGAGGAAGCUGUGAAGGAGGAGAUUACACAAGAAGCCCUCGACAAGGCCUUCGACACGAAGGUCAGGCUGGCGGAGACGAGCGAGAGUGGGCUGCCUGCGGCAUCAUCGAAUGGUCCGAACCAGGACAACUUCUGUUUGUCCGUUUUCAAGAACGGCUACACCUUUGCGUGUGUCCUCGAUGGCCACGGCAAGAAGGGCCACCUAGCGGCGACGAGAGCUGCACAACUCAUCCCCUUCCUGCUUCUGGAGCAGGGAAUUGGCGACGAACGCGUGGCAGAGGCCGCGAUUGAGAAGGCAUUGAUCCAGGCCUUCGAGAAGGCGAAGCUGCGAAGCUGCUGUCUCUUCUGGCACUUGAGGGGGAACAGACUCCUGCAGGCCGAUGCCGAUCUGAGCCGCCAUGCAGACAGCGGCUGCACGGCGGUGGCGGCCCUGUGGAAGGGCAGUAGUGUCUGGAUAGCCAACGCUGGUGACAGCCGCUGCGUCCUCUUGGAGGACAAUCAGGUGGUCUUUGCUACCUCGGACCACAAGCCAAGCUGGGCCGAGGAAAAGGCUCGCGUGGAGGGCAGCGGGGGCGAGGUGCGCGUGGAGGAGCAGGUGCCGCGCGUGUAUGCAGCCGGCCAGCGCGGGCCGGGACUGGGGGUGACGCGGGCGCUGGGCGACGCCGCUGCCAAGUGCUGUGGAAUUAUCGCCACGCCACAGGUGCACUAUCUUCGCCUCGACACGAGCAAACAGGCGAAAGCCGUGUUGGCGAGCGACGGCAUCUGGGAGGUGGUGGGGCAAAAGGACUUGCCCUCUCUGGUGCUGGACGGCGCAGACACUGCCAAGCUGCAGUCAGCCGCGUUUGAGGGUUGGGCCUCGCUGACAGGAGGCGGCUACCGUGAUGAUGUUACGAGCAUCGUGAUUCCGCUGGGCUGCUAA
Symbiodinium sp. CCMP2592 is the source of this 2556-nucleotide messenger RNA. The record is from the annotation of a GenBank genome assembly. Lineage: Eukaryota; Dinophyceae; Suessiales; Symbiodiniaceae.